UCUAAAUUUUUUUAUGUGCGUAUUACAGAAAAUGAGUUAAGGUGCCUUUUUUCCAGUUCAAUUGCUUUGGAGAAACUGACACUCAGGUCCUGCGAUGAAUUAUUUUUCCUGGAGAUACCUAGCCUGUUGCAGCAGCUUAGCCACCUGGUUGUCGAGGAAUGUAGAAAUCUGGAAGUGAUAAAGAGCAAAGCCCCUCAUCUGUACAGUUUUGGAUAUCGUGGUACCCUAGUACGACUAUCACUUGGUGAUUCAUUGCAAAACCUAUACAUUGAUGCUUCAGAUCAGGACGUUGUUCAUCAUGCUUGUGCCGAUCUUCUGGACGUGGUGCCAAAUCUUGAAGCUCUUGAAAUAUCUUCGUAUUAUCCGAUGGAUACACUGGUGGUACCUGGCAAAUUUCUCCACCUCCAACGACUAUGUAUUGGGUUUUUUACCCCAGACUAUGAUUAUUUGUCUCUGGUUUCUUUACUCGAUGCGUGUCCUUCCUUGGAGACUUUUGUAUUGUCCGUAGAGCCAGAUCGCGUGAGGCAAGAAUCAGUUUUAGGAAAAUCUUCUCAUAAUCUAAUCCAGAUGCCAGGCCACAUGCAUAGGAACAUAAAGGAUGUGCAUAUCAUUGGCUUCUGUUCUGCAAACAGCAUGGUUGAGCUAACAUGCCAUAUACUUGAGAAUGUGAAGUCGCUUGAGUACCUUACACUGAGCACCUCUGGGGAUGAUGAAAUUUUGUGUUCUAAAAGUGAAAAUGGUAUAUGCCUUCGAAUGAACAAGUAUAUGAGGAUGGAAGCCCGCAAAGCACUCUUGGCCGUGGAAAGACACAUUUUGGGGAAAGUUCCAUCUACCGUAGAGUUAGAAGUUGUGAAGCCUUGCAGCCGGUGCAAUACUCUUUAAAAUUUAGGCCAGGAAUAAGGUGAUCUUUUAACCCAGGUGCAUGUUCUUGCCAUUGUAAUUUCUCUUUCUUGCACCUUGUGUGUGCGUGCGCGCAUGAUUCUACACGGCAAGAAUAAGUGGUAUUUGCAUCAUUUCUUUUGUUCUUGUUCU
Molecule: messenger RNA, 1032 nt
Organism: Triticum dicoccoides
Lineage: Eukaryota; Viridiplantae; Streptophyta; Magnoliopsida; Poales; Poaceae
Exons: 3
Coding region: 367-882 (171 amino acids)
Source: RefSeq, a predicted model, not a curated record